UUUUCAAGCCAGAAAUGAAAUAGAGUGUGGGAAGAGAAAAAAAGGAGCUAAUGUAUACCAUCAUAAAAUCUUACUCGUUGGCAUAUGAAAAGAUAUGAAUAGCAAAUCUAACUGCUACAAGCUGUGAACCUUUCUACACAUAUGAAAAGGCUGCACAGUUCUGGGUUAGAGGAUCUGAGAACUGGCUGGAAGGGACACAGGUCCACAGAAGACGUGAAAACUGGCUCGAAGAAACCCCAGUGAAUUGGACAUGAAAACUAGCGGGAAAGGUCACGUCCAGGGCUUGUUUCCCUACUGAGUCAACCUGUUUUCAACACAUCAGGUCGUGAUGUUUGGAGAUGGGAAAAACCUGGGGAAAGUCAUCUUUUUGACCAGGUUUUAGGCUCCUGCAAGUUAUUUGGAAGCUGUCAGAAUUUCAAGUGGAGGAUGGUAGUGCUCAACAGCCUGAGGGCCAUUCUUCAAGCAUCUUCAUGCAGAUGGCUGUGGCGAAGUUUCCAGAUUCCGAGGUCCACACCCGUGAGGCGCUGCAGCCUCUAUACCUGCACUUACAAAACCCGGAACCGGACCCUUCAUCCACUCUGGGAACGCGUGGACCUUGUUCCGGGGGGUGAUCGGCAAUCGCCCAUCAACAUCCGGUGGAGAGACAGUGUCUAUGAUCCUGGCUUAAAACCACUCACCAUCUCUUAUGACCCGACAACCUGCCUCCACAUCUGGAAUAAUGGGUACUCUUUCCUUGUGGAAUUUGAAGAUUCUGCAGAUAAAUCAGUGAUCGAGGGAGGACCCCUGGAACACAACUACCGACUGAAGCAGUUCCAUUUUCAUUGGGGGGCCAUUGAUGCCUGGGGCUCCGAGCACACUGUGGACAGCAAAUGCUACCCAGCAGAGCUGCAUUUGGUGCACUGGAAUGCAGUCAGGUUCGAAAGCUUCGAGGAUGCAGCACUGGAAGAAAAUGGUUUGGCUGUGAUAGGAGUGUUUUUAAAGCUUGGCAAACACCAUAAAGAGCUACAGAAAUUGGUAGAUACUUUGCCAUCAAUUAAGCAUAAGGAUGCCCUUGUGGAAUUUGGGUCGUUUGACCCUUCCUGCCUGAUGCCCACUUGCCCGGAUUACUGGACCUACUCGGGGUCUCUGACUACCCCGCCCCUCUCUGAGUCUGUCACCUGGAUCAUUAAGAAGCAGCCAGUAGAGGUGGAUCAUGAUCAGCUUGAGCAAUUUCGGACCCUGCUUUUCACUUCUGAGGGAGAGAAGGAGAAAAGAAUGGUGGACAACUUCCGCCCACUCCAGCCCCUGAUGAAUCGCACCGUCCGCUCAUCCUUCCGUCAUGAUUACGUGCUCAAUGUACAAGCCAAACCCAAGCCGGCCACCAACCAAGUGACCCCCUGAGACAUUCCUAUCUAGGCAGUAUUUUGUUAUAAUACAUUCUAACUUUUAAAAAAGAAUUAACUAGACUAUUUGAAACAUCUGCUUUUAAUAAGAUUUAUAGCUGUGUAUUGCUCGGCAUGGGAGUGCUUCAUCAGUCUUUGAAGAAAGCUAGUUGGUAAACAAAUGCUUUUUUUUUUUUCAUUUUGUUAUAGAGCACGUAUACUUGCUCGGGGAGAGAGAGAGAGAGAGAGAGAGAGAGAGAAGGAGGGAGAGAGAAAAAGCAUAUGGGGGGCAUACUGCAAUCCCUUCUCCUCCAUUCUCCUUUUGGGAUUUUUAGGUAUGCACACUUAUGUGCCUAGUCUGUUUCUCUAAUCCACUAGCUCUGGGGCUCAAAUCAUAUAAUUAGCCAUGGGGGAUCCAGCCACCUUAACCACCACACCACUGACUGCCCCCCAUAUUCUUACCUUUAUUGUUAGUGAUAUUUUUCACUGAAGAAUCAGCAAAAAAAAAAAGUUUCUGUGAUGGCAACUUGUUGUUUAUUAUAAUAUCUUUUUAUGUCUGACAUUUUGGGGCUACCUUUUAUCUUUAUUAAUUGGUGGUUCUAUAGAGUUAUAAGUAGGAAUUAUAAUCAAAAUGUUUAAUGAGUGGUAAGAGACAGACACUUAACCAUCCAGAACAUAGGCCUUUCAGAAAUAGUCAUAGGGCCCAGACUGGCACUUCCUGGGUAUACAUUGCCAUGGUUGUAGGUGUAUUUUAUUUAAAAACAUGAAUAUGUAUUAUUUUAAAAGGGCUUUUCAAUGUUUGCCCCAAUCUUUAAUUGUCAUUAUUAGUAUGUGAUAUGCUUACUUACUAUCAAUUUAUAAUGUAGAAAGUAUAUUUCAUAAUUAUAAGAAAAAAAUUUUUGCAAUGUCUGGAAAUCUUAUUGUAUUUAUAAAGAGCAGAUAUUUUACUUGAAGACUUGAGAAUAUAGAAAAUAUAUGAAGAACAUUUUAAAGAAAAUGCUUAAAGCACCUAGAAAUUAGAAUUCUUUCAUGAUACAUGUACAGAAAUAUUUUCAAAGAACUAGUAAUAUAAUAUCCAAUAAUUUACAGUAUUAUUUGGCAUUAUUUGUACACUAUUGCAUAGAAUAUAAUGAUAAUAUGUUUCACAAUGACAAAGCUACCUUGGCUUUUCUUGAAAACUGUUUGAAAUUUAUUUACCCAUUGGUCAAGGUUCUUUGUGAGGCAGGUGAUCUACUUAAACUCCCAAUUUAUACAGUGAUUUAGAAGACUUUUGUUGUGGUAAUAGGGAGAGAAACUUGUCAGAUAGACAAGUUUCUAGAUAAUUCUACAUAUUGAGGGAUCCAUGCUACUGUUGCUCUAGCUUAAAUUUAUUAGAAUGAUUCCAACUGCCUUUAAACCUAUGUUAAGAUUCAAUGCUAUAUCAAUAACUAGUAGUAUAUGCCAGUCAUCUGAUCUGCAAAAUAAAUAGAGUUGGAUGAGUAUACUUAACACUACUGAGCUGUGCACUUACAGAUGAUUAAGAUAGAAUGGAACUGCAUCAGACUUAAAAAUUCUGUGUGUAAAAGCAAUCAAUAAAGUGAAAAAGCAACCUACA
Messenger RNA from Tupaia belangeri chinensis (Chinese tree shrew), 2955 nucleotides. It is a transcript of the gene CA5B, whose product is annotated as carbonic anhydrase 5B. Lineage: Eukaryota; Metazoa; Chordata; Mammalia; Scandentia; Tupaiidae. Gene Ontology annotation, cellular component: mitochondrion; cytoplasm. The coding region runs from base 427 to 1380 and encodes 317 amino acids. Gene Ontology annotation, molecular function: zinc ion binding; carbonate dehydratase activity. The record is from RefSeq and is a predicted model, not a curated record. The transcript is spliced from 9 exons.